AUGCGACCAGGUAGUCAGUUCACUCCGAAAGCUAUUCAAGUGUUCAAAAGUUUCGCCACUGCCGCACCUGCAGUGAUGGAGGUCGGUACGCAAAGCGGAAUCCCUAAGGAUUUAAUUGGAGGAGCCAUUGGACAGUUAUGCAAUGAGGAGGGGGAUGCCACAUCCAACGGCGGUGUGCCCUUCAAGGCUGCAGAGAUACGAUUAUAUUCCCCACCACCACUGAAAAACAGCAAAGCACAGGUCAUGCUGCUCUUCCGUGGCACAAAGUUCGUAACUGUCGAAGAAAGUAUUGGGGCCGGACCGGAAGGAACGAUUUUGUUUUUCUCAAGUUCAUUGCUUGUUGCGCUCCCAUACGGAGUGCUUCAGGAGGGGGAAUCCAAUGCGUUUCGCAUCACGUUGUGUCGCGUGGAGCGGCGGCCCGAUUCAGCUAUUCUCGACAAGUCCCACCUACCAGAUAAAGAGCUGGCAAUAUUGGAAAAACAUGCUAACGAUGUGGAGAAACUUAAAGCGUCGGUCAGUCAGUGGCCGCACGAAGGCAGUGAUAACACUGUAUACGACGGCACAAUGGAAUAUGGGGACUACGGAAUGGUUUAUUGCUUUAAUACUAACUAUGUAGGGGUAAGCACACUGCUGAGCGCGGAUGUGCAAUGGGGUGAGACAGUACUGACACAUAGUUCGGAGGGGAAACGUGUGUAG
Molecule: messenger RNA, 696 nt
Organism: Trypanosoma brucei brucei TREU927
Lineage: Eukaryota; Euglenozoa; Kinetoplastea; Trypanosomatida; Trypanosomatidae
Exons: 1
Coding region: 1-696 (231 amino acids)
Source: RefSeq, a predicted model, not a curated record